AUGAAGCAUUUUCUUUUUCUGAUCCUCGUAGGAGUGGCAGGUGCCCUGAAAGAUGUUGACAAGAUAGUUGGAGGGUAUGAGUGCCCAAAAAACUCUGUGCCUUACCAGGUGUCACUCUUCACUGGUUAUAACUACUGUGGAGGGACUCUUCUGUCAGAGGAGUGGGUGCUCUCAGCUGCACACUGCAAACCAAAGUCAGAUGUCGAAGUUCGGCUGGGGGAGCAUGACAUCUGGGAGCCAGAAAAUACUGAGCAGCACAUCAUGUCUGCAAAGUUUAUUCUCCACCCCAACUACAACCCCCGCACGAUGGACAGCGACAUCAUGCUGAUCAAACUGAGUCAUCCUGCCACUCUGAACAGCUUCGUCCGUCCUGCUGCGCUCCCAUCAAACUGUGCCAGCACUGGGACCAUGUGUCGAAUAUCUGGGUGGGGGAAUAUCCGCCCCAGUGAUGAGGGCUCGAGAUAUCCAGAUAAGUUGCAGUGCCUGGAUGCUCCUCUCUUGAGUGAUGACACCUGCUUUAACUCAUAUCCUUUCCAAAUCACUGAAAACAUGAUCUGUGUUGGAUACCUUGAGGGAGGGAAGGAUUCAUGUCAGGGGGACUCCGGGGGUCCUAUGAUGUGUGAUGGAGAGCUCCAGGGAGUUGUGUCCUGGGGACGUGGUUGUGCUCAGAAAAACAAGCCUGGGGUGUACACAAAAGUGUGUAAUUAUGUUUCCUGGAUCAAGGCAACAAUGGUGUCUGGCUGA
This is a messenger RNA of Nematolebias whitei (Rio pearlfish), 744 nucleotides long. RefSeq names its product trypsin-like. Gene Ontology annotation, molecular function: serine-type endopeptidase activity. Lineage: Eukaryota; Metazoa; Chordata; Actinopteri; Cyprinodontiformes; Rivulidae. The transcript has 5 exons. The record is from RefSeq and is a predicted model, not a curated record. Gene Ontology annotation, biological process: proteolysis. The coding region runs from base 1 to 744 and encodes 247 amino acids.